CAAUCGAUGAGAAAAAAAUCAUUCACCUACCAAAGAGACAAGAGUGAAGGGCAAGGAAUCCUUUCAAUUUUUACGGUCAAGUCUGUCACUCUAUCGUUUUCCCCAAACCAAAAGUCACUAUGACCAAUUUAGUUACCAAAAGUUCGUACGUGCUAGAAACGUUGGGCAAAAAGAGCCCCAAGCUGUUUGCCGCAUCAUUGCCUGCAUGCCCUUUAUGGAGUAACAGCCAACAGCGUCGAAACCUUAAUGUACAUGAACAUGUCAGCUAUUCACUGCUGAAAGGCGCUGGUAUACCUGUCCCUAAGUUCGGUGUUGCCAAAACUGGAAAGGAAGCGGCUGAACUAGUGCGGGGACUUGGACUCACAGAUAUUGCAGUCAAAGCUCAAGUGUUGGCUGGUGGUCGUGGAUUAGGUCAUUUCAAAAAAGGAUUCAAAGGCGGUGUUAAAAUGGUUGACACGGCAGAAGAAGCUGAAUUUGUAUCAGAUCAGAUGUUAGGAGAUUUUUUGAUCACAAAACAAACUGGAGAGAAAGGCCGUAUUUGUAAUGCAGUUAUGGUAGCUGAACGUGUAUAUGCUAGAAAAGAAUUUUAUUUUGCUGUUAUGAUGGAAAGAGCUUUUGGUGGUCCAGUUUUAAUAGCGUCUUCUCAAGGUGGUGUAAACAUAGAAAAAGUUGCUGAAGACAAUCCUGAAGCAAUUUUAUAUAUGCCUAUUGAUAUUACAAAAGGUAUAUCUAGAGAACUGGCUUUGGAUGUAAUCACCAAAGUUGGGUUGACCAAAAAAAAAGAUGAAACUGCAGACGUUAUUUUGAAGUUAUAUGACUUAUUUCUUACCAAAGAUGCUUUAUUAAUUGAAGUUAAUCCUUAUGCUGAAAGUAUUUCUACUGGAGGAUAUUAUUGUUUGGAUGCUAAAUUCCGAUUUGAUGAUAAUGCUGAGUUUAGACAAAAAGAAUUGUUUGAUUUGCGUGAUUGGACUCAAGAAGACGAAAAAGAAGUUGAAGCUUCUAAAUUUAAUCUAAACUAUAUUGCACUUGAUGGUACUAUUGGUUGCUUGGUAAAUGGUGCUGGUUUGGCAAUGGCUACUAUGGAUAUAAUUAACUUGCACGGUGGACAUCCAGCUAAUUUCUUGGAUGUUGGAGGUGGUGCUACUGCUUCUCAAGUGAAAGAAGCUUUUAAAAUAAUCACAUCAGACCCUAAAGUGUGUGCUAUUAUGGUCAAUAUUUUUGGUGGGAUAAUGAGAUGUGACAUCAUUGCUGAAGGAAUAAUUGCAGCAGCUCAAGAGUUAAAUCUUAAUGUACCAAUAAUUUGCCGUUUACAGGGUACAAACGUUGAUGAAGCAAAACUUCGUAUUGCAAACUCUGGUAUGAAAAUUUUGCCAGUUGAUAAUCUAGAUGAAGCUGCUCGUUUGGCAGUGAAAUUAUCUGAAAUUGUGAAUCUAGCUCGUGAACAACACUUGGGUGUUAAUUUUGAAAUGCCUAUCUAAACAUAAAUCAAAUAAUCUAACAGUAAUUAUUAAUAUGUUAACUAAUACUGGUUCUUAAAAAUUUAUUGCACAUUUGACUUUUAAAUAUUAUUACAUAAUACAGAUUAGUAAAACAAAUUUUAUACUCUUAUUCAAAGGUUUAAUAAAUUAUUUAAAGGAGACACAGACAUACACAUAUUUUAUAUGCUUUAAUUUUUUUCUCUUAUUAUUUUUUUUUUACUGUUGAAUCAUCUUUAAUGGAUUUGUGUUUGGUUUCUUAUACUCUUUAAAAUUCAAGAUAAAUAUGGCUUUUGUUAUAAUAAUAUAUUUUUUUAAUAGUUUUUUUUUCUGGUUGAUUGUUUUAUAUAGUAAUAAUAAUAAUAUAACUUUCUAAUUUAUAUAUCCAAAAUGUUUUACUAAUAUUGUUUGUUUGUGUGAUAGAGUUACCUUUAUGAUUAAGUGUUACUAUUGAUUUAACUGUCUGGUUUUAAUUUUAAAAAGAUAAAAGAAAAAAAGUAUUAUUGCUGUUUAAACUUUAAAAGUCUCCUUAAGGUAUAUAAUGUAUAAUUUGUAAAGUUUUAUUCUUAUUAACAACUUUCAAUAUGGGAAGGCACAUAAAAAUUUAUAUUUAUACUAUGUAGCUAAUUUGCCUAAUCUUAUAUUCAGUUAUAAAUGUCACGCUAUGUUAUCUUUGUUUAUAUUUCAUAAAUUGUUCCUUAAAAAAAAAAAAUGAAACAUUACUUAUAUUCAACUAAGCUAGUUUAGGUACUUUUUUAAAAUUAUUUAGUAUAAUUAAACAUAAACAAUAAUGGCUGUAGAUACUUAGACUACCAUUAACAUAUUAUUAUUGUUAUUGUAAAUUCUACAUAAUAUUAUUGUAAAUUGUGAUGAAUAUAAUAAAUAGUAAUAAAUAAUUGUUAUAACAUGAA
Messenger RNA from Aphis gossypii (cotton aphid), 2386 nucleotides. It is a transcript of the gene ScsbetaA, whose product is annotated as succinate--CoA ligase [ADP-forming] subunit beta, mitochondrial. Lineage: Eukaryota; Metazoa; Arthropoda; Insecta; Hemiptera; Aphididae. The record is from RefSeq and is a predicted model, not a curated record. Gene Ontology annotation, biological process: succinyl-CoA metabolic process; tricarboxylic acid cycle. Gene Ontology annotation, molecular function: succinate-CoA ligase (ADP-forming) activity; metal ion binding; ATP binding. Gene Ontology annotation, cellular component: succinate-CoA ligase complex; mitochondrion. The coding region runs from base 120 to 1478 and encodes 452 amino acids. The transcript is spliced from 9 exons.